AACCUACGUAUUUUAAGUACCGAUAGACUCCUUCGACCGUUUUGAGAAAUGGGUUGCAAAAAUUUGGUACCAGGUACGUACACAUAGAUAGGUACAGGUACAGAUACUAGGUACACACGCACCCACCCAUCGUACGUACCAGUUGGAAGGCAAAUGAGGUGGUGACAGGUCCGGAGUCAGUACAAAUUGUACACGGCUCUACKGAGAGAACAAUACACCUCAUUUGCCUUMGCAACAUGAACCUGUCUCACUUUGAAAAAAAACAUUAAGUAUUUUUAUAUCGAAAUAUUUAGUAGUACUAAUUUGUACGUAGGUUUCUACACACCUUGUUAUACUGAGGGCUCUUAAGAAAAAACCACUUGGCCGAUCAUUCURAGAAUUCCGRAUCCMCUUCUUYGUAUUAUAAUGAAGUUAUUCCAGUACAUGUGUGGAGUGGAAGAGUCCCCAAUUGCUCUGUCUGGAGGGCGUGACAGCCCUCAUGCUGUUUUUUUUUUUUUACUAGAAAAACUGCGCGGUUUUAUUGUACUCAUAACCUAUUACGCAUUUUGUCCACACAUUUGCGUUCAUACUGGUACCGUACUGCAGCACACAGAAACCUACCCACGAAAAAAGUCGCGAGAUCCAUGUUUCGGUUCCCUAAACCCUAUUUUUGGCGCGAAAGCAAAGCAGGCACAAACGCUCGGAACCCAUUUUGCUUUUUCAACGUAUCGUACCGUAGUCUACACACGGUACGUACGUUCUGACCUCGCUCUCGUAGAACACUACGUACACGGCAAGCACAACAACGAAGAACCGUCUACGGUACCGUAGUACGGAUUGAAUUCUACUCGUAAUCGCGCUGCCGCACCCUAACGUUGGAACCGUACGGUGCGAUCGAUCCUUGCCCGGAAGCAUCGCGAUGCCAGUGCUUGUUCUCUGCCCAAUGCUUGCCGUCGCUGACACGAAUGCUAGCAGCAGUACUGUACGCACUGGUACGAGUAUUGUACGGUACGGUACGGCAUCGAACGGAACUCGUAGCGGGCUCCUCUUUUUCUUCUUCCGUGGACCCCUCCAGCGGCACCCUCGUUUCCGAAACAGCACCACCAAACGAAUCGCAUCCCGGCCCCACGGAGUCCGAGUCGAGCGUCGCACGACCGAGAAGGCAAGCAAGAAGGCGAGCUAGAACAGAAAAAGCAGCAAACAAGGAAGCAACAAAAGAAGGCAAGGCAAAAACAGAGACAAGGCAGGCAAGACAGAGACAAGGCAAGGGCAAUCGAUCCACCCCAUUUUAUCCGAUCCAAAACGAUUUUAUCCGAUCCGCUCCACCCUUUCGACCAUGGCGGACCCCGAGGCACCACGGCUUGUCCGGCAAGACCCGCCUCCCCCCGCGGAGAAGGAUGCGCGGGGAAGCAAGCGCCCCAGACCGGAGCCGGGCCCCUCGACCGCUGCACCGCCCGGGGAAAGUGUUCGCCCCGUCGUGACCCCCACGGCGGAAGGAUCGUCCCCGGACGCCGGGCCAUCCUCCCCGCCAUCGAAAGAAGCGCCGAAGCAGGGAUCUUCAGCGGAAACCGAAGAAGAGAUCCCGGACCUGGCAAGGACGCUGGGCCUGGAGGCCGGCGACGAGAUCGAGGUCCAGUGGGAGAUCCACAGGGACGAAGGCCAAGACCAAGACCACGGCGAAGACCAAGGCCGAGACGGGGGCGGGCCGGAGGUCUCCGUCCACUGGUGGAGGGCCACCCUUAUGGAAUACGACGGGAAGACCACCGACUCGGUGGCCGUCCGGACCCUCUGCUACGAGGCCCGGCCCGACCUGGGCUUUCCCGAGCCCAGCAAGGAGGACGUCGUCUUUCUGGGCCGGGACGUCCUGGCCGCCUCGACCGACGCCAACAGCGGGGACUGGGAGGCCAACCCGGGGGCCGUCCGAAGGAUGCCCUACCGCAGGGUCGGAAGCGGCAAGGCCAGCGCCAAGCCCGAGGAGGAGGUCUUUUACUACAACGACGACCAGCUGGACGACCAGCUCAACGACCUGCUCCUGGGGGCCCUCGAGAGGAACAAGGAGGCCUGGAGGGCCGUCCCGGCGGCGAGGCAGGCGGCGAUCGCGGAGGCCAUCAAGGAAAAAAAGGACAAGCUCAAGGCGAUCCUGCAGGCCGAGGCCAAGAAGCGGGACAACAAGGUCAUCACCUCGGAGACCAUCCGGGAGAUUCUGGCGAGGACCUUUUGAGGACCGGGAACGCCCGAAACGAACCAUUGCAAACCACCGGGCAACAUGACCGAGUCGUCGACAUGGGUACUGCAAACCUCUAGCUAGUAGUAUAACUAGUAGUAUGUCUAGUAAAAGCUAGUAGAAUAG
Messenger RNA from Pseudo-nitzschia multistriata, 2329 nucleotides. The record is from the annotation of a GenBank genome assembly. Lineage: Eukaryota; Bacillariophyta; Bacillariophyceae; Bacillariales; Bacillariaceae.